AUGACCUUCUCACACACCCAUCUAAUUCCGUCAAUUUCUAUAUCGAAUCCGAUUCCAAAACAACAAACACGGUUUCCAUAUAUCUGUACUGACGAUUUACCAUGUUUGAAAUCGAGGAGAAAGAACCCUAGAGGAUUCAAGACGUCUUUUUCAGUAGAUAAAGAAGAAUUGAGCGAAAAACCGAAUGGUGGAAAUGAAGAAGAAGAAGAAGAAGAUAUGAAGAAAAAAGGAGGAGAUGAAAAGCCGCGGUUCAAUUUGAAGUGGACCGAGUUGCUGUUUGAUCCGGAUCCGGAUAAUGUGGUGGCAGUAGGGUUAACCGGAGUUUUGGCGUGGGCGAGUGUACAAGUUUUAUGGCAGCUGUUUGUCAUAUCGUUUGCGAUACUGAUUGCUGCUGUCAAGUACUCUUUUAUCGCUGCUCUGCUUAUCUUCAUUCUUAUUACUCUGCUUUGA
This is a messenger RNA of Lactuca virosa, 450 nucleotides long. The record is from the annotation of a GenBank genome assembly. NCBI's taxonomy places the organism in Eukaryota, Viridiplantae, Streptophyta, Magnoliopsida, Asterales, Asteraceae.